CACAGGAACGGUCUAAACAUCCUCCCAUCUUAUACCGACUACUUCCACCUCAGCAGCGUGACAACGGCACUAAACACGUCAAUCGUCAUGGUUGGAAACGCCCUCGCCGGAACAAUUAAUGGAUUUCUCUGCGACCGCAUCGGAAGACGCUCAACACUACUCGUUGCUGCUAUCAUCGCGAUUAUCGGCAUCGUGCUGCAGUCUGCCGCGGUAAAUAUUGCCAUGUUCAUCGUCGCCAGAUGUGUGAUUGGAUUCGGAACCGGUGUCUCAGCAGCUGCGGCGCCGACGUAUCUUGCCGAAACGGUGCCGUAUACAUGGCGCGCUUUUACGCUUGGGUUGUUUUUUGACUUUUGGUAUGUUGGCGCUCUCCUCGCAGCUGGAAUCACAUAUGGUACAGCAAAUAUCGAAUCGACAUGGGCUUGGCGGAUCCCUUCUAUCCUCCAAGCGCUCUUUAGCAUUAUAUGUAUCGCCAUCCUCCCAUUCAUUCCCGAGUCCCCACGAUGGCUGGUCUAUCAGGGUCGUCAUCAAGAAGCGCGGGAAGCACUCGCUGCGACACAUUCGAAUGGAAACGACUCCGAUCCCGCUGUCUUAAUUGAAUUGAAAGAAAUCACAGACACGAUUGAAUGGGAGAAGAAUCAUGGUGAAAAGCUCAGUAUGGUACAGAUUGUAAAGUCGAAGUCUAGUAGGAAGAGACUCCUCCUUUCGACUUCCGUUGCGGUAUUUUCUAUGCUUUCAGGAAAUAACAUCAUAUCAUUCUACCUCGGCGACAUGCUCGACCACGCAGGCGUAACCAACUCCACAACUCAACUCGAAAUCAACAUCAUCCUAAACUGUUUCUGCCUCGUGACCAGCAUAAUCGGCUCUCUAUUCGCCGAGAGACUAGGCCGUCGCUUCCUCGCCAUCAGCAGCACCACUGCCGUGACGAUAUUCAUCUUCAUCAUUGGCGUCCUGACAAAAGUAUAUGGCUCGUCAACAGACACGUCAGGAAUCUACGGUACCGUAGCGUCGAUCUUUCUCUUUCAGGGCUCGUAUAGUUUCGGCUGGACGCCUUUGACCGUGAUGUAUCCGCCAGAAGUGCUGAAUUACUCUAUCCGCGCGAAUGGAAUGGGGGUCUAUACGUUUUUCUCGUCGGGUAUAGGCCUGCUCGUAACAUUCGCCUUUCCAAUCGCCCUGGACCGAAUCGGCUGGAAGAUCUACAUGAUCAACGGCGCGUGGGAUAUACUGGAACUUCUGUUCGUGAUACUCUUCUGGAUCGAAACUAAAGGUAAGACGCUGGAAGAGAUCGAUGAGGUUAUCGAUGGGGUUAAGCAUUCCGAUAUGCCGGAUUUGGAUCUUCUGAAACGAGGAGAUGGCAUUGAAGCCGCUGUGGAGGUUUUGGAGGGGAGAGAAAUUACUAGUGAUCGUGUUGACUCAGUGACGAUAGAUGCAGGGCGAAAAGGGCCGAAGGUGAACUAUAAAGAAGCGAUGACGAAGAGAACUAAUAUGUGAUUAUGACCUGAUAUGUGAUUAUUAUGAUGCUAGCUUAUUCUAUUCA
Messenger RNA from Paecilomyces variotii, 1534 nucleotides. Its product is annotated as MFS sugar transporter-like protein. Lineage: Eukaryota; Fungi; Ascomycota; Eurotiomycetes; Eurotiales; Thermoascaceae. The transcript has 4 exons. The record is from RefSeq and is a predicted model, not a curated record. Gene Ontology annotation, biological process: carbohydrate transport; transmembrane transport. Bases 88 to 1488 code for a protein of 466 amino acids. Gene Ontology annotation, cellular component: membrane. Gene Ontology annotation, molecular function: carbohydrate:proton symporter activity.